Molecule: messenger RNA, 2476 nt
Organism: Galeopterus variegatus (Sunda flying lemur)
Lineage: Eukaryota; Metazoa; Chordata; Mammalia; Dermoptera; Cynocephalidae
Gene: MAPKAPK3
Product: mitogen-activated protein kinase-activated protein kinase 3
Exons: 10
Coding region: 77-1234 (385 amino acids)
Biological process (GO): response to cytokine; intracellular signal transduction; peptidyl-serine phosphorylation
Cellular component (GO): nucleus; cytoplasm
Molecular function (GO): ATP binding; calcium/calmodulin-dependent protein kinase activity; calmodulin binding
Source: RefSeq, a predicted model, not a curated record
ACUCACUCUUACCCUUUCCCCCAGGUACCCCUGGACACACCAGGCUGGGGUCGCCUCUGAGCGCCCCGCGGGGGCCAUGGAUGGUGAAACAGCAGAGGAGCAGGCGGACCCUGCGCCCCCACCAGGUGCACUCAUUGGACCCGGCGGCUUCGGUGGUGCUCCAGCUCUCAGGGGGUGGCGAGAACCCAAGAAGUACGCGGUGACUGAUGACUACCAGUUGUCUAAGAAGGUUCUGGGCCUGGGUGUGAAUGGCAAAGUACUGGAAUGCUUCCAUCGGCGCACUGGACAGAAGUGUGCCCUGAAGCUCCUGUAUGACAGCCCCAAGGCCCGGCAAGAGGUGGACCACCACUGGCAGGCCUCGGGUGGCCCCCACAUUGUGAGCAUCUUGGACGUGUAUGAAAACAUGCAUCAUGGCAAGCGCUGUCUCCUCAUCAUCAUGGAAUGCAUGGAAGGUGGUGAGUUGUUCAGCAGGAUUCAGGAGCGUGGUGACCAGGCUUUCACUGAGAGAGAGGCUGCAGAGAUAAUGCAGGAUAUUGGCACUGCCAUCCAGUUCCUGCAUAGCCAGAACAUCGCCCACCGAGAUGUCAAGCCUGAAAACCUGCUCUACACAUCCAAGGAGAAAGAUGCAGUGCUUAAGCUCACCGACUUUGGCUUUGCCAAGGAGACCACCCAAAAUGCCCUGCAGACACCCUGCUACACUCCCUAUUAUGUGGCCCCUGAGGUCCUGGGUCCAGAGAAGUAUGACAAGUCGUGUGACAUGUGGUCUCUGGGUGUCAUCAUGUACAUUCUCCUGUGUGGCUUCCCACCCUUCUACUCCAACACGGGCCAGGCCAUCUCCCCAGGGAUGAAGAGGAGGAUCCGCCUGGGCCAGUAUGGCUUCCCCAAUCCUGAGUGGUCAGAGGUAUCUGAGGAUGCCAAGGAGCUGAUCCGCCUCCUGCUGAAGACAGACCCCACAGAGAGGCUGACCAUCACACAGUUCAUGAACCAUCCCUGGAUCAAUCAAUCAAUGGUGGUGCCACAGACCCCACUCCACACAGCCCGAGUGCUGCAGGAGGACAAAGACCACUGGGAUGAAGUCAAGGAGGAGAUGACCAGUGCCCUGGCCACCAUGCGAGUGGACUAUGACCAGGUGAAGAUCAAGGACCUGAAGACCUCUAACAACCGGCUCCUCAACAAGCGGAGAAAAAAGCAGGCAGGCGGCUCCUCAGCCUCACAGGGCUGCAACAACCAGUAGCUCAUGGGGCCUUGGAGAAGCCACGCCUCUCAGGCUGGGUGACAGACUGGAGUGUGCUGAGGACCCUGAAUUAUUCUUUUAACAAAAGGAUUAUUUCGUUUUGUUUUAAUUUGUUGCUUGGAACUUCAAGAUGGAAGACCGUGACCUAAAACCUCCUUCAGGGCUUCAGCCCAGGCUCAGAGCCUAGAGAGGGGCAGAGCCUAGGGGCUGGGGAGCCACCUACUGCAGCUGCAGUGCUUUUGGCCAGGGUGGCCUGAGUGAGGGCUCAGUUCUAUCUUACCCUGGGGGCAUGUCUUUCACCUUCUAGGCCACUGGGAGUUGUGGCUGGGCUUCCCUUCUUCCACGGAGACACCCUCCUGCAGGGUGGGCAGAUGGGCCCAGCCUUGAGAAAGGCAUUGGCCACUGGUUGUCAUGGUGACCAGAGACAGUGUUGCUAUCUGUGAAUGCUGAGUGAGUGAGCAAGGGGGGGGAGGAGGGGCAACCGAGCAUCCACCUCUUCCUUCUUGCAGAGGCUAGUCUCUCUCACACUGGCUGCACUUCUUAGGCUCACCCCUCUUCAGUCUCCCUGAGGCUGCAUGGUCCAGUCUGCCUGCCUCCCUGGGUGGUCCAUUCCUGCCUUGCUGCAGCCCCAGCCCAGAUGGUACUCAGAUUUCUCCCUACAAGGAGUCCCUGGGCCUAGCCAUCCUGUCAGUACCUCCUAACCAAAGGGUGGUUUCUCAUCACAACUGAGGUAGGGGGUAUUUUUAGCCUUUUUCCACUUUGGAAAAUGUCACUGUGACAAAAGCUAGUACAGUUCCCCUGCCUCUACCUGCUCACCAGAUCCCAGGCAAGAAAGCCCCUCUCUGUUGAUACCAGAGGUUGCCUUUUGGAGAUCUUUUGUGAGUGGAUGGUUGGGGGAAGGGCAAAGAGGCUCCCCAUUAACCGGGGGUCUCUUUCUAUACUCUGAGUCAGACCUGAAGUGGUAGAGGGCUGCUGAGCAGUGUUCAGAAAGAAGGUUCUGGUCCUGACUUUGGCCUAAGUCAGAACAGAGAGGGCCCUUUUCUGGCUGAUCCGGGUUUACCCAGCCCCACUCUGCUCAAGGUAGCCUCUGAGUGCUGAGUGCCUGAUAAGAGCCUGACAAGUGCCUGACACCUAGCCUUGUUCCUGGCCCCUCUCUCCCUGUGUAGGAAACCCUAAACUAUGUCAGGACAACACUGCUGGGUUUUACACCCAGAUAUUAAUAAACACCAUUUUGGCAUUUUC